CUUUAUUUAGCAUGUGUGGUAAUACAUGAACUUUCGACUGUAAUAACUUUCAUUUUCUUCUGUAAAAACUUAUUUUCAUUUUUACGGUAACAUUUAUUUAGCAUUUAAUUUACGUAAUUUUAUUUUGUGUUGAAAAGUUUCUUUGCCAGUGUCUAUUUUUCUUCAAAAUGUCGUCUUCAAACUCGGCCAACCGGGGAUGAUGUCAAUAAGUGGAGUCUAAUUGCGAGUUGAGUCUAAUUUUACAGUCGAUUAAACCGUGUUACCAUGUCUGAGAGUGAUUUUCUGAAAACAGUGUCCGAUUACUUUUCUGUGGGUAAAAAAGUAGUGGAUGAGUAUUGCAUUGGGAGAGAUUAUCCAUUUAUGUUCCCCCCAGCGCCCAGUCAACAGAGAAUUGAUUUUUACCGGCAAUCAGAUAUCGCAAACGAGAAGAAGAUCGCAGACGAGGUGAGACUGCAAAGCGAUUAUGAAGCUGAAGUGAAAAUUUAUCGAGCUUUGGAGAAACUUGACGAGGAGAUAAUUGUGUUGCACGGAUUGAAGUAUAGCCACUAUCAGUUCCGAAUUUGGGAUCAAAAUCAUAAUCCGAAAGAUUGCUCCAAAAAAACCCAGAACCCAAACUGCGACAAAAAAAAUUUACACGCAGAUGAAGCAGAGCACGAUUUUAUUGUGAUUGGCUCAAACUACAUUGUAAUUAUUGAGGUCAAAAAUCCAUCAACCGCCGAUGAUUGCCCGAUAAAAGUUUCAUCUCAAACUAAUACUGAUCCAAUACAGUCGGCAAUUCGAACCGCAGAGAAACAAUUUAAUAAAGGGUUGCAGAUCAUUGAAGGCAUUGCACGCGAAUCUAAUAUCGCAACAGGCAACGCAUCAGACUUCAAGGUUUUUCAAGUAGUUGCUCUCCCAAACUUAGAUUGUUGCUCAAAACUAAACAGCCUAGACAAAUCGCGAUUCAAUUUUGUCAGUUCAAAAGAUCUGGAUAGUUUUCCAUUUUUUUGGGACAGUUUGCUUCUUGCUACGUCACCCAUUAAAGUUUUUUCGAGAAACUUUGAUGACGUAAAAAGUGCAUUAGUUACACUUUGGGCUACUGGAAAAAAUCAAAAAAUUGAUCAUAAAAAGUUCAGUUUGACUCACUGUAUUGAAAACAUAAACAAACAACUUGAACACGGGGAGAUCACAUUUGCCACUGAAAAAAGACUCCCGAACCCAAAUGUCUUUAAAACAUGUGACCUUGAUUCCGCUUGGAUAAACGGAAAAAAUAUUUUCAAAGAUUUCCUUCAGAUAGACUACCUUACAGAAGAACAGAAAAAUGCAUACGAAGAUGAGUCCAAAAAUUUAAUCAUUAACGGAUGUGCUGGUUCUGGAAAGACAAUCAUUAUGCUAGCUAGAUUAAUUUGGCUUCUACUUACAGAAAAAUCAACUAAAGUUGUUUUGAUAGUACACAAUGAAGUGAAACUGGCACGCUACUCGAAGAUUUUUGAACGCGCUGGGAUCGAUUCGAGAGAAGGAGAUCUAAAUAUUGAGAACCAUAGAACCACUUUUAAUGGGAGAUACGUGGAUCUCAGGCAGGAACUGGCUUCUUGUUCAGUACUCGUAGUCCAUCUUGUUUCCGCAAGACGUUCAUUUUUAGAAGGUAUAGAAGAUGAUUUCGAUAUUAGUCUAGUGAACAUUAAUGCGACAUUUCAGCAAAGCGUAUUCAGUGGUAAUUAUGGUUAUACUUUCGAUAAAAACAACCCUCAGUCAAGUAAUAACAGAACCGAUGACAAAGUUGCGAAAAGUCUGCAAAGCAGUACAGGUGAUAGUUUUGAUAAACUUGUCGAUAAAACCAACACUCUUUCAUCUCUCAACAGAACCGAAGUUGCGACAAAUGUGCAGAGCGGAUCAGGUGAUAGUUCUCGUGCCAAUUUCGAUAAAAGCAACACUCUUUCAAGUCUUAGCAGAACCGAAGUUGCGACAAAUGUGCAGAGCGGAUCAGGUGAUAGUUCUCGUGCCAAUUUCGAUAAAAGCAACACUCUUUCAAGUCUUAGCAGAACCGAAGUUGCGACAAAUGUGCAGAGCGGAUCAGGUGAUAGUUCUCGUGCCAAUUUCGAUAAAAGCAACACUCUUUCAAGUCUUAGCAGAACCGAAGUUGCGACAAAUGUGCAGAGCGGAUCAGGUGAUAGUUCUCGUGCCAAUUUCGAUAAAAGCAACACUCUUUCAAGUCUUAGCAGAACCGAAGUUGCGACAAAUGUGCAGAGCGGAUCAGGUGAUAGUUCUCGUGCCAAUUUCGAUAAAAGCAACACUCUUUCAAGUCUUAGCAGAACCGAAGUUGCGACAAAUGUGCAGAGCGGAUCAGGUGAUAGUUCUCGUGCCAAUUUCGAUAAAAGCAACACUCUUUCAAGUCUUAGCAGAACCGAAGUUGCGACAAAUGUGCAGAGCGGAUCAGGUGAUAGUUCUCGUGCCAAUUUCGAUAAAAGCAACACUCUUUCAAGUCUUAGCAGAACCGAAGUUGCGACAAAUGUGCAGAGCGGAUCAGGUGAUAGUUCUCGUGCCAAUUUCGAUAAAAGCAACACUCUUUCAAGUCUUAGCAGAACCGAAGUUGCGACAAAUGUGCAGAGCGGAUCAGGUGAUAGUUCUCGUGCCAAUUUCGAUAAAAGCAACACUCUUUCAAGUCUUAGCAGAACCGAAGUUGCGACAAAUGUGCAGAGCGGAUCAGGUGAUAGUUCUCGUGCCAAUUUCGAUAAAAGCAACACUCUUUCAAGUCUUAGCAGAACCGAAGUUGCGACAAAUGUGCAGAGCGGAUCAGGUGAUAGUUCUCGUGCCAAUUUCGAUAAAAGUAACACUCUUUCAAGUCUUAGCAGAACCGAAGUUGCGACAAAUGUGCAGAGCGGAUCAGGUGAUAGUUCUCGUGCCAAUUUCGAUAAAAGCAACACUCUUUCAAGUCUUAGCAGAACCGAAGUUGCGACAAAUGUGCAGAGCGGAUCAGGUGAUAGUUCUCGUGCCAAUUUCGAUAAAAGCAACACUCUUUCAAGUCUUAGCAGAACCGAAGUUGCGACAAAUGUGCAGAGCGGAUCAGGUGAUAGUUCUCGUGCCAAUUUCGAUAAAAGCAACACUCUUUCAAGUCUUAGCAGAACCGAAGUUGCGACAAAUGUGCAGAGCGGAUCAGGUGAUAGUUCUCGUGCCAAUUUCGAUAAAAGCAACACUCUUUCAAGUCUUAGCAGAACCGAAGUUGCGACAAAUGCGCAGAGUGGAUCAGGUGAUAGUUCUCGUGGCAAAUUUAAGCUACCCAAACAAUUCAAGCUGCCAAAACUUCCCUGGCUACUACGCAAGCUUUUCAUAGCACGAAAGGAUAAACGACGUUACCUAAACUCUGAGGUUGAUCAAGAACGCUCACUGGAUUUGGAGGAUAUGGAUAAACGGCGUUACCUAAAAUCUGAGGUUGAUCAAGAACGCUUACUGGAUUUGGAGGAUACGGAUAAACGACGUUACCUAAAAUCUGAGGUUGAUCAAGAACGCUCACUGGAUUUGGAGGAUACGGAUAAGCGACGUUACCUAAAAUCUGGGUUGAUCAAGAACGCUCACUGGAUUUCAAGAAUACGGAUAAACUACGUACCCGAAAGAGUGGACAAAUCGCAACAUGACCUCUCACUGGAUUCGGAUAUCGAUGAGGUAUAUAAACCUAACGUUGAGGCGGGGUAG
This is a messenger RNA of Symsagittifera roscoffensis, 3669 nucleotides long. RefSeq lists its product as uncharacterized. Gene Ontology annotation, molecular function: hydrolase activity; ATP binding; DNA binding. Lineage: Eukaryota; Metazoa; Xenacoelomorpha; Acoela; Convolutidae. The record is from RefSeq and is a predicted model, not a curated record. The transcript has 7 exons. The coding region runs from base 265 to 3669 and encodes 1134 amino acids.